AUGAAUGAAGGAAAUUUCUCUGAAGUGUCUGAAUUUAUAUUCCUGGGACUAUCAAUCUACAGACCAACACAACACUUCCUCUUUGCACUCUCUACAAUAUCAUACGCAACAAUUUUCCUAGGAAAUUUCUCAGUUGUGUUUACAGUGAUCUUUGACCCUCAUUUACAUUCGCCCAUGUACUUCCUUUUAGCUAACCUUUCAUUCGUUGACUUCUACUUCUGUUUUUCUACGUCAACAGUUCCUAAGUUGAUUUCUGACCUGUACUUGGGACACAGUAUCAUUUCAUUCCAGGGCUGUAUAUUCCAGAUGUUUAUCCUUCAUCUCCUGGGAGGAUGUGAGAUGGUGUUGCUGGUAGCCAUGGCUUGGGACAGAUAUGCAGCCAUAUGCAAGCCUCUCUACUACAUGACCAUCAUGAGCCCACGGAUGUGCAUUAUACUCCUGAUUGGUGCCUGGGUUAUUGGUCUCAUUCAUUCAGUAGCUCAAUUAGCUUUUGUUGUCCAUUUGCCUUUUUGUGGUUCUAACGAGAUAGAUAGUUUUUACUGUGAUCUUCCAAGGUUCAUCAAAUUGGCCUGCGUAGACAACUACAGAAUGGAGUUCUUAGUUACAGCUGACAGUGGAUUAAUUUCUCUCAGUACCUUCUUCUUAUUGAUUGUCUCCUAUAUCUUUAUACUGUUUACUGUAUGGAAUCAGUCCCUUGGCAGUUUGUCCAAGGCCCUCUCUACACUUUCUGCUCACAUCUCGGUGGUGAUUUUGUUCUUUGGACCAUGCAUCUUUGUGUACAUGUGGCCAUUUCCUACUGUGCCAGUGGACAAGUUUCUUGCCAUCCUGGACUUCAUGAUUACGCCCAUCCUGAAUCCAGUAAUUUACACUCUCAGGAACAAAGACAUGAAGGUGGCAAUGAAGAGACUGAGUAAUAAGAUACUGAACAGCAAAAUUGUUUGCUAA
This is a messenger RNA of Acomys russatus (golden spiny mouse), 945 nucleotides long. Its product is annotated as olfactory receptor 4F15-like. Gene Ontology annotation, molecular function: G protein-coupled receptor activity; olfactory receptor activity. The record is from RefSeq and is a predicted model, not a curated record. The transcript is spliced from 2 exons. The coding region runs from base 1 to 945 and encodes 314 amino acids. Lineage: Eukaryota; Metazoa; Chordata; Mammalia; Rodentia; Muridae. Gene Ontology annotation, cellular component: membrane. Gene Ontology annotation, biological process: G protein-coupled receptor signaling pathway.